Messenger RNA from Pristis pectinata (smalltooth sawfish), 1667 nucleotides. RefSeq names its product keratin, type I cytoskeletal 50 kDa-like. The transcript is spliced from 8 exons. The coding region runs from base 159 to 1385 and encodes 408 amino acids. Lineage: Eukaryota; Metazoa; Chordata; Chondrichthyes; Rhinopristiformes; Pristidae. Gene Ontology annotation, molecular function: structural molecule activity. The record is from RefSeq and is a predicted model, not a curated record.
GCCUGGUGAAUGGGAUGGUUGAGGAAUCAGGGGACCUCCCAACUAGAUAACUCCAUUCUGUGAGGUUGUGACCAAGGUCAACAACUCACCCAAAGUUAGCUUGUGCAUUCAAAGGCUUUACUUUAUCUUCUGUUGAAAGCUAGAGUGAAGUAGCCACCAUGAAUUAUCAGUCAUUAGGUAGCUUGUCUCGCUCAGGAAGUUUAAGGUCAUCAGCUAGAGCUGGGGGUGGUGGAACUUUUAGUAGUUUUUCAUCCAUGAGCAUGUCAUCCCGAGGAAGGAGUAUGGGGAUGGGGUCAGGGAUUGGGAGUGGGUUUUCUGGAGCAAGCUUCAGUGGAGGCUCUUCUUCACUCAGAGUGUCAGGAGGUGUGACUGGUAAUGAGAAAGAGACCAUGAUUGGCCUAAACAAUAGGCUGUCCACUUAUCUGGAGCAGGUAAAGAAUCUGGAAAAAACAAACACAGAGUUGGAACUCCAGUUGAAAGAGAUCCAAGUUGGCUCAGCUUUAACAACAAUUGACUAUUCUGCCUAUGAUCAAAUAAUCAAGCCCCUUAGAGAACAGAUCUUGCAAAUUCACCUUGGAAACGCACGGCUGGCUCUGGACCUUGACAAUGCAGCUCUGGCUGCAAGGGACUUUCAAACUAAAUAUGAAAAUGAGCUUAACACCAGACAAUCGGUGGAAGCUGAUAUUGCUGACCUCAAAGGAAUGAAGGAGGAAUAUAUACACAACUGUAAAGAAUUGGAAAGUGACCUAACUGGUGCUCAAGAAGAGCUGGUGUAUCUGAAAAAGGACCAUGAGGAGCAACUGGCUGAAUUGAGAAAGCAGAUCACUGGGACUGUCAGUGUGUCUGUGGAAGCUGCUUCUGCUCCUGACCUGAGCAAGAUGCUGGAAGAACUGCGAUUAAGCUAUGAAACAAUGUGCAAGAAGAAUAAAGAUGAAAUGGACAGCUGGUACAGUGCUCAGAUUGACAAACAAACGACUCUGACUGUUCAAGUCAAUGAGGCUGCGGAAAGUGCAAAACUCCAGCUUAAGGAAUUACGCCAACAGCUUCAAACUCUUCAGGCUGAGUACGACUCCCUGUUAAGUGCGAAUGCCUCCUUAGCGAACAGCAUUGAUGAAAUUAAUGAUUCCUAUGCUAAGCAACUUGGCAGUUUGAAGAUGACCAUUUCUAAUCUCCAAAUGGAGUUAACCAAUCUGAGGAAUGACAUCGUAAAGAAAGCUAAAGAAUAUGAAGAUCUUAUUAACAUAAAGAUGCAACUUCAGAUGGAAAUUGCCAAAUACAGAGAACUCCUUGGUGACACAAGUACCAGCACUAUUAUUACGGGUGGACAAGAGACGUCUGGGGUAACGACAACCGUGACAAGGAUUGAAACAAAACGUACAUUCUAACAACGUUCCAACACAAAUAUUGCAACGUUGGGUUGAGCUUGGUCGUGCAUUCUGCUUCAAUUUGGACAACAGGCUAUGCCACUGAUCUAUGUUGUAGCUUCUCCGAACCUUAUGUACUUACUAACUUGCUCAGACAUGUAAUGGCUGGGAUUUCCCUUGUCGCUUUGGAUGGCAGCUUAUGUUCAUUGUCAAAGCUCUAACUCUGAUUGUAAUGGACAAUGUAUGCAAUGGAGAUGGUGCAGGGGAGCAGGGGCAAUAAAAUUAAUAAAGCAUUUGACAGCA